Molecule: messenger RNA, 1986 nt
Organism: Haplochromis burtoni (Burton's mouthbrooder)
Lineage: Eukaryota; Metazoa; Chordata; Actinopteri; Cichliformes; Cichlidae
Exons: 3
Coding region: 773-1192 (139 amino acids)
Biological process (GO): signal transduction
Molecular function (GO): protein binding
Source: RefSeq, a predicted model, not a curated record
CCCUACCAGGAGCAUGUUGCCCACGAAGGCAUAACUAUAGGCUCUCUAGGACACAGAAACGCCUCAAUUCUUUUUGUUUUUAUGUCUGAACGCCUCCAGUUGUUUUGAGCAUCUCCCACUAGUACGAGAUGCCUGAGAAGACCAAGGAAAUUAUGUCUCCUGGCUGGUUUGGGAACAGGUGGCUGGGAACUUAGACUUCUGCCCCCCAUGACCUGGCCAUCGAAAAGUUGCGAAGGGAUGGAUGAAUGGGGAGUUGUAGCUCUACUUACUGCAGUUCAAACUCUAUGCCUUCUUUAACUCAGAUAUGACUCAGCUUAAAAGCAUUUGGAGUAAUGGCGGUCUAAGGGUGAAACCAUAUUCCUGUAUUCUUCCCUAGUAAAAAUACAAUACUAAACCAAGUUCAGUCCUAUAUUCCUUCAAGUGUAAAGUAUAUCUGAAUGCUAAUAUCGCUGAUAUUAUGGAAGCUACUGCUCAAAAAAUAAAUGUAGAAUUCAGUUUUAGCACAUUACAGUUAGGGGGUUUUGAGGUUUUGGAAGAUUCACUGUGGCAGCUGUUAGUGUCACAAGGUGGUCACAAAGUGACUAAUGUUUAACAAGUGAGUAUGUUGAUUUUAAAUCUCCAGAGUAACACUCAAACACGCUCUACAUUAACAUACUGUACCUCAGGGAAGGUGGCUAAAAUAUCUUAUCUUUUAUCUUUUGCGCAAAAUCAUUAAACCAGACCUGAAGACAGAUAUUGAGUGCACAGUGCUGACCUUUUGGAGUUUUUGAUAAUGCCCAACAAAGCCCAGGAGGAUGCUGUGAUCAAUCUAAAGACGCUGCAGGAGAUUUCCAGGCAGCUUGGUUUUGAGUGGACAGUUUUGGCAUAUGAGCUUGGCUUCAACAGAACUGAGAUAGGACGCUUCCACGCCAGCUCUACAGAGAAGAGUGUCCAGGCCAAGGCCAUGCUGGAAAGCUGGUACGAGAAGUCAUGGGACAAGCCAAAUAAGACCAAGCUGCUGCAAGACGGACUGGAACGAGCUGGCAGACGGGACCUGGCUGAGAGACUGCAUUGCCUUCACUGGGGUCACCAGAAACUGAGUCAAAGGGUGGAGCUUCCCUCUGCCUUCCCCUUCCUCAUCACAGUCCACAGGACCAUCGACAACCGAGACGCACUACGUAAAAUCAACGACCUAAGUCGUAGAUUCACUUAAACCUGGGUGAAAACGCAAGUAGCUGUGGCUAUGUCUGUAAUUUGUGUUCUACAUGUGCAUAUGUGAUACUGCAAAGAAACAAAUGGACUCAGAGUCAAUUAACCAACAAAUCAUGAUAUAUGCUACUUUUUGUAGUGCAAGAAAUUAAAGCUUUGCAAUAAGGAUAAAGGCUGUCUUUGGAAUCCUAAAUAAACUUUUGAUUUUAAAAAGUUUAUUUAUUUUAAUUGAUGUACAAACGACAAAGGUCAAGACAGUUUAUGUGGAUCAACUGUGUAUAUAUGUUGUUAUAGUUGGCUACAAAGAGCACAGGUGUAAAUGGAAAAGUCUGCAGUAAGGUAUGGCUGAUGGGACCAUUUUAAGGAGAGAUAAUUAUUGGUGGAUAUGUAUACUGCAUUUAAACAAACAUCUGACCAUAAAGGGCCAGUAUGCACAUGUGGCUGAAUGAUGCAUAUACUAAACUGCAGUGCAAGGGACAUGAUUUUUUAAUGAUGGUAUGAAUCCAUAUAUUUCAUAUUUUUUAUGCAUAGUGUCUGGCUGUCACAUAUACCACAGAGAAGAAGCUCUAAUGUGUUACAGCAAAUCAAAUAAAUAGCCCAUGCCAGACUAUAGAGACUUCAGUAUUAAUCAUAAAUGGGGUUUGGGGAGUUAUUAAGCAUUAAAUUAAAAUAUUAUAGUUUUAUAGUGGCAAUAUGUGCUGGACAACUAUCUAACUGAGAGCAGGGACUCAUAAAACACAUUUAUUGAUUCACGCUGAGAGUUGGAUGAAAGGAUGACACCACAGAUGAUGAUACCGC